Funneliformis caledonium is the source of this 393-nucleotide messenger RNA. NCBI's taxonomy places the organism in Eukaryota, Fungi, Glomeromycota, Glomeromycetes, Glomerales, Glomeraceae. The record is from the annotation of a GenBank genome assembly.
AUGGAUAGAAAUCAAAAUCAAAUAAUCUUUCAUUUCUUUGAUCCUGAAACAUUAAACACAUCCGAGAUUAAACCGAAGAAGAGAACCCCAAAUAUGUUCAUUUCAUAUCGUAAUGAAAUGAUGAAAGAUCGACCACUUAAUAUACCAAUGACAAAAUUUAGUAGAAUGGUGUCGAAAGAAUGGAAAAAGCUAUCAGAAUAUGAAAAGGCUAAAUGGCAAAGAAAAUAUCAUAUUAGUCGAGAUGCAACAGAUAUAGCAAAAUGUGAAAACCUCAAAUUGCAAGAUGAAAAGUCACAAAGCGGAGGUUAUGCGUCAGAAUCUGAAGUUGCAUUAUUAAUAUCUCCUUAUCCUGAGAUCUUGAAGAAUGACUUUUAUCUGCCAAUGAUUAUAUAA